GUGUUAUCUUAUUAUGAUUUUGAAUUUCCUAAUUGGCUUUAGCUGUUCAGUGUCUCAGAAACAGACACCAGUGACUGUCAUCUGUCUCUCUCCUCCCAUCUCUGUGCCGUCACUGUGACACGCCUGCGACGCGCGCUCAUACCUGAGCCGCAGGAGUGUGGACUGUGAGCCGGUCGGGCACGCGGGUGACAGGGAUGGUGAUGAUGCUGAUGCUGCCAUGGCAACAGACCUUCAUGCGCUCGCACAUUGAUUUCAUAUUUAUUUAACACCACGUUCGUCCUUCCCUUCACGAGGCAUCCGGAAUCUGACCGUGUGAAGCUCAACAAGUGAAAGUGAUGAAUGUGAGCCGCGACGCGCCCUGGAUAAAUGCCUGAUAAACGCGCGUUUAAAGGAGGCGGGAGAAUAACGCGCGUCUGACAGCAGCUCCCUUUAUUUUCUCAUCUGUUGCGCAUCAGUCUGAUGAUGAUGAUGAUGAUGCGCCUUCACGCGUCUGCUGACUGACCGGUGUGUGUGUGUGUGUGAUUGACAGAUGAAUGUCUUGGAUCUGUGCUGCUCCCUCUCAUUCGUUUUUAUAUAAGCGCGUCUGUUGAGCGCAAGGCUCGAGACAUCACCGUGACAACCGGAGAAGAGAAUCACCGCGACCGCUCGGAGAUGCUGGCCGGUGUCGGAGCGCUUCGGAGCGCCUGGGCCUCAAGGACACGCGGGAGGAGAAAUGAGGAGAAAUGACGGACGGCGCGUGAAGACGAGCGCGUCAAGGGCGAAGGGAGCGUCACUGACGCGCGUUUAUUCAAGGGCGUUCGAACACGAUGAGGAGCCGUCGGAGGGCAGCGCGGCGGGGCGGAGGAAGCGUGAAGGAGAAUCCGUCGUUUUACCGGCACUGAGGUCAAACUGACCGUGAGCUCGUUAUUCAGACCUGCAUUUAUCUGACAGGAGAGUAACAACAGGUCAGUGUGUGUGUGUGUGUGCGUGUGUCUGUGUGUGUGUGUGUGUGUGUGUGUGUGUGUGUGAGCGCGUGCGUGCGUGCGCGCUCUCGCCGCUCUUUGGCACUGGCAUGGAUGGUGGCACAGCGGGCACCGGGGCUUCCGCGGGCACGGACCCUCGGCUCGCCCGGAACGGCGACUCUAAGCGGCGCAGCAAGAGCAGCCUUCCGUCUCCCGGUUACCGCCUCUCCCAGGCGUCUCUGGAGGGCGAUCGCGGGGAGCCGCUGCCCGGGCGCCGCCGCCUCUCCAUCAUGAGCUCCACGCGCGACAACGGCCCAUUCCGCCCGGGCACGGCGGCCGGAACCCCGACCACCCCUCUGCCACUGCCGCUCCCCCACGCCGGCUCCGCCCCGCCCACCGUGCAGCGUUCCGUGGGCUUCGCCGCCUCCAGAGCCGCUCUGGCAUCCACCUCCUCCUCCACCGGCACCGGGAUGGUCGUGGUGGCCGCCACCGGACCCGAGACCACCACGACCACAGCGGCCGGGAGCCCGGAGGCCGGCCCGGGUCUGGACGGUGAGGACUACAGCUACUCGAACCAGUCCACCUUCAUUCAAAGGCAGUUCGGAGCCAUGCUGCAGCCCGGCGUCAACAAGUUCUCGCUCCGCAUGUUCGGCAGCCACAAGGCCGUGGCGCUGGAGCAGGAGAGGCUCAAAUCGGCCGGAGUCUGGAUCAUACACCCCUACAGCGACUUCAGGUUUUAUUGGGAUCUCCUCAUGCUGCUGCUGAUGGUGGGAAAUCUCAUCAUCCUCCCGGUGGGAAUCACGUUCUUUAAGGACGAGAACACGCCUCCGUGGAUCAUCUUCAAUGUGGUGUCGGACACGCUCUUCCUGGUGGACCUGGUGCUGAACUUCCGUACCGGGAUUGUGAAAGAGGACAGUACGGAGAUCCUGCUGGACCCGAAGGCUAUCCGCCAACGCUACCUGAAGAGCUGGUUCCUCGUGGACUUCGUGUCUUCGAUCCCGGUGGAUUAUAUCUUCCUGAUGGUGGACCUGGAAGCUCGACUGGACUCAGAGGUGUACCGGACAGCUCGAGCGUUGCGGAUCGUUCGGUUCACCAAGAUCCUGAGCCUGCUGCGGCUGCUGCGUCUGUCCCGACUCAUACGGUACAUCCACCAGUGGGAGGAGAUUUUCCACAUGACCUAUGACCUGGCCAGCGCGAUGGUGCGGAUCGUCAAUCUGAUCGGCAUGAUGCUUCUGUUGUGUCACUGGGACGGAUGUCUGCAGUUCCUGGUGCCGAUGCUGCAGGACUUCCCGCUGGACUGCUGGGUCUCCAAGAACAACAUGGUGAACGACACGUGGGGCAUCCAGUACUCAUACGCGCUCUUCAAGGCCAUGAGUCACAUGCUGUGCAUCGGUUACGGCGCUCAGGCUCCGGAGGGAAUGACGGACGUCUGGCUCACCAUGCUCAGCAUGAUCGUGGGCGCCACGUGUUACGCCAUGUUCAUCGGCCACGCCACUGCCCUCAUCCAGUCCCUGGACUCGUCCCGCCGACAGUAUCAGGAGAAGUAUAAGCAGGUGGAGCAGUACAUGUCGUUCCACAAGCUUCCAGCAGAUGUCAGGCAGAAAAUCCACGAGUAUUAUGAACAUCGAUACCAGGGCAAGAUGUUUGAUGAGGACAACAUUCUGGGAGAGCUGAGCGACCCCUUAAAGGAGGAAAUUGUUAGCUUCAACUGCCGUAGCUUGGUGGCUAACAUGCCUCUCUUCGCUAACGCUGACCCAAACUUCGUAACAGCAGUGCUCACAAAGCUGAAGUUUGAGGUGUUCCAGCCCAAUGACUUCAUCAUUCGCGAGGGAACCGUUGGCCGUAAAAUGUAUUUCAUCCAGCAUGGACGGGUCAGUGUACUUACUCGUGGAAACAGGGAGACCAAGCUUAGUGAUGGGUCUUACUUUGGAGAGAUCUGUCUGUUGACUCGUGGUAGGAGGACAGCCAGUGUCCGGGCAGAUACGUACUGUCGACUUUACUCCCUCAGUGUGGGCAGUUUCAAUGAGGUUCUGGAAGAGCAUCCCAUGAUGAGACGAGCCUUCGAGACGGUGGCAGCGGACAGACUUGAUCGCAUCGGUAAGAAGAACUCAAUUUUGUUGCGCAAGACCUCACAGGGGGGAUCUGUAGCGGGCAGCAGUUUGGGACGGGGUGGAGGGAGCCGCGGCGGAGGAGCAGGAGGUGCGGGUCUGGGUUCUUGUGAUAGUGUUCUGGUCCAGCAGAUUGUGAAGCACGACAGCAUGCCCACCAUGCAGGACAUCACUGCCGCGAGCAACCGAGGCAGCACCGGAGGCACAGUCUCACCCCGACCUCAUCCGGUGAUCUGGGCACCGCUGGUCCACGCUCCCCUCCAGACGGCCGCUGCCACCACCAAUGUGGCCAUAGCCUUGAUGCAUCAGCAACAGCAGCAGCAACAAUUGCAACAACAGCUACAACAACAACAUGCCCUUGGAGCUGCCAUCUUUCUUCCCAUCUCACCAUCGCCCUCGUCCUGCCCUCUUUCACCUCCCCGUCCACCCAUACUACACCCUCGGCAGUCACUCAGUUCCCUCAUUGGCGUGAUGGGCGGUCUGCCCCCGCGAGGAGUCCCGUCCUCUAUAACACCUUCACCCUCGCCCUCAACUAUGGGACCGACUGCUGUGGCUCCUUCAGCAGGCGGAGUGGCAAAAACUCCCCCAACACCUGCGUCGUCAGUACCCGCUCCCUUGCAGGCUAGCAGAACACUUCAUUACAGUCUCCGCCUCCACACAGAGCCCACAACAUCACCUGUCCAUAAAGUCCCACCUCCCUCCUCAACGGUCACAGUGCCGUCUGUCGAAGGACGCAACGUCGGCUCCGGGCCACAGGGGGCGAAAGAGGCUCUACUACGUCAUGUUGGAGGAGGUAGCACCCAAGGCCUCCCAAUGAUCGGUCGGCUUACCCAGGAGGCCAGACUGCUCUCCGCCUCCCAGCCGACUCUUCCCCACCGCAGCUGGGUGGGCGUGCAGCCUCACCCACCUCUCCAUCGUAAAGCAUCUGGAGGAAACCUGCUGCCGGCACCCUUCCUUUUAUCCUCAGGACUCGCUAGAGGAGGAAGCGCAGGUGUUUUGAGCUCAAAUGCACCACAGCCUGGCACCGCACAGAUGCCCCUACACACACCCCUACUGUUGCCCUCUCAGCUGACGCAUACACCUCCACUCACAUCAGCUCCAGGAUCUACUCCGCCACUCCUUGCCCUCUUCUCGUCCUCCCCAAAGCAAACCCCUCUUUGUUCCAGCAACCCUCCUUUAUCUCUCAUGGCCACAUCUUGUGGUCUAGGGGUUCCUCAAACCCAGCGAGCCAAACCCGGCACUGCAAUACAUACUCCUCCUUCAACCUCUCCUCCUCCUUGCCUACGCCCUCCUUCUCCCUCUCAUUCCACCUCCACCUCUCCAACUUCAUCUUCCGGCAUCUCUUUGGCUCAGAAUUCCCGUACCAAACCCUCUCAGACCACUCCACCACCUUUAUCCUCCACCACCAACUCAACACCCACCAUCACUCCUUCUCAAACCCCCACCCCAACUCGAACCCCAACCCCUAUUCAAACCCCCAUUCAGACCCCCACCCAAUCUAGAACACCAGUGGCCAUCCAAUCCCAAGGUCGGUGUCCAACUCCCGUCCAGAUCCCAUCAGCGGCACAAACUCCAACCUCAACCUCUAUUCAGAGUCCACUUCCCACCCAGACUCCAAGUAAACAUCUGAGUUCCACCCCGAGCCAAAGUGCUUCUGUUCAGAUUCCAGCCGCUGUCCAGAUCCUUGGUCCUCCCCCGGCACGUUCUCCGGUCUCCACUCAAACCUCAACUCCGAGCUCUUCUUGGACCCCAGGCUCUCCCAUCAACACCCCAGCCCAAAGCAGACCCUCAACGCCUGUUCUGGCCCAAUCACAGACACACACCCCAUCACCUUCUCCUGCAUCCACUCCAUCUCCUGCCACUUCACAGCCACAGAAGCCAGCUGCCUCCCAGACUCAGACCUUAAAUGUUCUGUCUGCUCCUACCUUAAGUCCAUCUCCCAUUCCUGCUUCCACUGCCUCCUCAUCUACAGUCCUCCAGUCCAUCUCCACCAUCUCCACUUCACCAAAAGAGGCAAAGAAAGAACAGGACUUGCCUCAGACACAGAGAGAUUCAGAGACAAAGAGACAAAAAUAUCCUGCCAACAUGUGAGGAGGAAGGUGGACGCUGGUCGGAGGCUCAUGUUUUGUCCGCGGUGAGUUCAGGAGAUGAGAUGUCACGUGUCAGCUGUAUCAGUUCAGGCUCUGCAGGUUCCAUGAGCAUGCUGUCUGCAUUUGACCCUCCCUGGUUUGGUCAGUCUUGGCCAUGGGAAGGUUUAACACCCCUGACUUUACAUCUACUCUAACUAUUUAAAGUAAAAACAAAAACGAGCAGAAAAUGUUUGACUCAAAAGUAGAACCAGUGUGGGAAUGUCAAGUAGAAUAUUUUUGUAUCCCUGCUGAGAAAUUUCAAUGGUCUGACUGGUGAACUAACAUAGUCAUGUUGAUCACCAGCAAAACAUGCUAUAGAACCAGCAUGAUCUUUCUACAGAGCCCCUAAAAAGAUGUUUGAUAUUUGCAGAAAAUAAACGCUGGUCUUUUCAACAGAAAAGCCCUUUUAAUCUUUCAUAGUAUAGACACAAAUUCUGUCAUUUGCCAAAAAUGUCUUAAAGGGAAUGUAACAGCAGAACUGCCACCACUUUUUGACGCAUUUGCACAGAAUGUUAAAGAUACAAGGAGCAUUUUCAUAUCAGAUCAUAACCUGCAGACAAUGAAAGCAUAACCUGAGUUUGAAAUGAUCAAAUUACCGAUGAAUAUUAGUGAUUAAACGUUCGUCACAGGGUUAGAACUACAGCAAAUCUUUUUGCACUUUCGUUUAUGAGUCAAAUGGAGCGUGUCCUUGGGCACUAUACUGGAAUAAUACAUUUUUAGACUGAAAAAAAAAAUAAAUAAAUAAAAUUUAGACACAGUGGAUUUGUGUUAAUUUAGUGUACACUGCCUGUAAACUAUAAAUGGUGCAUUGUACAUAGUGACUUAAGUAGAAAAUUAAUUUCUACAUGAAAAACAGAACUACGAUUUUAUCGUUCUUAACAAUUUUGCGUACUUGUGUUUGUCUAGCGCCGUCUGUUAAACCAUUAGCCAGUGAUUACCUGAUCAGUAUGCAAGUCAAAAGAAUCAAUCAAUGCAAAAUUAAAUCCUUGAGACCUGAGUGAAGAAUUACCAAAGUACAUAUUUAGGAAAUAAGCUUCCUACCAAAUGUAUAAAUUGAUUUUUGCUUUAUAUUCUCUUAGGAAAGGAGGACUUUUGUUGCUAUAGCAAGUUUCCAUUUGGUGCUUUCAUUGGUGCCCGAACAUACGGAGCCCCUGAAGGGUCACGGUGAUGGAAAUAAAAUAAGAUUAUGUUUCAAUGCUUUUGCAUGCUCUCACAAAACUUUACGUGGGCGGGAGCAUCGCAGUUUGAGUUGUGUUAAAUAUUAUUUUAUUGAUAGCCAGUGUCAGCAUGCUCAGAAACCUCGUGACCUGAGUCUGCAUAAACUGACUGACGUUUAAUAUCUGAAAAUUUGUUUCCAGCUUCUCCCCUCUCGUCUCUUUUUUAAUCACCAAAGUGUAAUAUUUGCCCAUUAUAUAACUAAUAAUUAGCAUCACAGAUGUGACAAUAGUUAUUUAAAUAACUGUAAAGAAUAUAUAUAUAUACAUACAUACACUGUAUAUCAAUAUAUUUCUUUUGAUAAAAAUAGAAGCAAUCCAUUAGUAGUUUGUCGUCUCAGGUGUUUGACGUUAGUUUUGAACAAUAUGACUAUAAUGUUCAUAUUCUCACUCUACUGUAACUGAACUAGUGUUUUGUUUUGAUUGUGUGUUGCACUAAACAGCGAGCGCACAGCAGCGCUUUAGUUCUCAGCCGCUGUAGCCUGAUUCCCUGUGAGCGUCUCUGCCUCUCUCUGUCCGUUAGUGUCACACGCAUCUGAUGCUUUACGGUCUUUCAUCUGGACCAGAGCAGCUUUCAUCUUUCUUUCGCUCUUGUACUGUAGCCGCUUCCAUUCAGUAACACACACACACACUUUUCCCCGUAUGAAUCUCUCAUGUUGUGCCCAGUGCUGUUCCUUAGUGUUUUGUGCCGAUAGUGAGAUUAUGUCUACUUUCCCCUCCAAUACCAUGUUGCCUAGAUUGCACAUUUAAGGACCAAAUGUUUAUUUUUAUUUGUUCUCACAGCUUUAGCUUUUGAGAAAAAGGAAAUAAUAGUCUAUAAUGAGACAUACAAUGAGAUGUAAGAGAAAUAAUGACGAACAUGUGAAAAAGAUUUUUGCCAAAUCAGAAUAAAGUGAAUUUAGGAUCA
Molecule: messenger RNA, 7299 nt
Organism: Megalobrama amblycephala (Wuchang bream)
Lineage: Eukaryota; Metazoa; Chordata; Actinopteri; Cypriniformes; Xenocyprididae
Product: potassium/sodium hyperpolarization-activated cyclic nucleotide-gated channel 3
Biological process (GO): transmembrane transport; potassium ion transport
Cellular component (GO): membrane
Molecular function (GO): voltage-gated potassium channel activity
Source: RefSeq, a predicted model, not a curated record